AUGAAGGCGUGCCCGAGCGGCUACCAGACGCGCAUGUGCGGCGAAUUUGGCGUGUGGAGCGACAUCGACUACAGCAACUGCCGCUGCAAGGCGAUGGACGGCUUCGAGGACACGCCGGUGAACACGUAUGCGAACACGACGUGCUUCGAUAUGGACGGCGUGCCGGACGAGGUGUACACGCAGACGCGCUUCUGCGGACCGAACGGCGAGUGGGGCGAGGUGGAUCAGAGCCAGUGCCCGGUGAAGUGGUGCCCGUCGGAGCCGAGCUGGUACAAGGUGCCCGUGGGCAAUCGGCCCACGAAGGUGGUGAUGGGCUGCAUGAGCGGCGAGCGCUAUCGUGUGUGCAACGUGAACGGCGAGUGGGGUCCGGUGGACACGUCGAACUGCAACUGCGUGUACUCGCUGGAGGACGAAAUCGAGCGCCUGCUCACUCCCGGAGACAGCUACGCGCUGCCUUGCUCGCUGGGAGAGCGAACGUACAAGUGUAACGAGGACUCGGGCUACUUCGACCCGGUGGAUCUGUCGAACUGCAAGUGCGGAACGGACGGGCGAUUCGCCACCACCGCCGCCGGAAACCUGGCUUCGGUGGCCUGCUCGGAAGGAACGGCCACGCGUAUCUGCAGUCUGAACGGCCAGUGGGAAGAGGUGGACAACACGCGCUGCUUCUGCAAGGGCUCGGACGUGUGGAGACAGGCCAACGUGAACACGACCGUCUCGAUCCUCUGCGAUAUCGGCUAUCGCAGCCGCGUCUGCUCGGAGUGGGGAGAGUGGGAAGAGCCCGAGCAGGACACCUGCAAGUGCAGCUGGAACGGACUGGAAGCGGCGUUCGGUUCCUCGGCCACGGUGCCCUGCGAGGAAGGCGUGAUUGAAUACCGCUGCGGUCUGGACGGUCACUUCAGCGAGCCGAUCAAGGACACCUGCUUCUGCGCGUCCCGCGAGGAGUACGAGAUCAUCUGGAACCGCCUGCCUGCUGGAGGCGAGUCGACGCCGAUGAACUGCAUGAACGGAGUGACCAUCACGCGAACCUGCAACGCCACGACCGGCCACUGGGACGAUCUGGACGCCUCGGUCUGCCGCUGCACCGAGGAAGGCGACUGGGCCGAGACGGGCGUGGGCGAGUACGCGCUCGCUGCCUGCAGUGGCCACGCGACGGGCAUGGCGCGCCGCCAGUGCCAUGGAAACCACUGGGGCCUGGUGGACGACUCCACGUGUCUGAGCGAGUGCCAGUACGACGCGGGAACGGGCGAGAUCGUGUACAUCCCUGUGGGCGAGACGCACGAGUUCGACUGCUACGUGAACCUGGCGGGAUCGGAAACCUACCGCUGCCAGUACGACGAGGCGACCAAGGAAUCAGUGCUGGUGUUGGUGAACAGCACCUGCGUGCGUCUGAACUGCCCCACCGAUCUUCCGCCCUUCUACGUGGAUGCUGGAGAGACCGAGUCGCGUCCCUGCCCUGAAGGCUUCCGCGGCAACCGCACGCGUGUGUGCCAGACCGAGGGCGAGUGGUCCGACUACGAUAUGAGCGGCUGCGAGGCGCUGAUCUGCCCCGCGAUCACCGUGGACGGCUUCAUGUUCAACAUGACGCUGGCGGGAAUGUACGCGAAGGCGGAGUGUCCGGAGGGCUACAGCGGCAACCGCAAGCUGUACUGCGAUCUGAACGGCAACUGGAAUACGACGAUCAUCAUGGACUGCACCAAGAACAUCUGCCCCGCCGAGGACGGCUGGCCCGAGACCGAGGCGCUGUCGAACUCCACCAUCAACUGCCCUUCAGACUACACGGGAACCUGGACGCGCCAGUGCCUGGCCAACGGCGAGUGGGAGCCCUACGUCAUUCCGGACAGCUGCGUCCCCAUUCCGCCUGCGAUCAAGACGAUGCCCUACGAAGGCAUGAAACACGUGUCUCGCACGCCUUCGGCGGCUCUGUUCUCCUCGCUGGCGAUCCGCAACGCCAACGCGUCCUGCACGGUGUCGAUCCAGUCGACCACCAAGCCCGAAGAGGUCUACAUGCUGGAGGUGAACCGCACCAAGACCGCCAUGGUGGGUCGCUACCGCAACGGCGGUGUGUUCGCGGACUUCGUGCUCUCGGAGAACGACCUGUACGAUCCGGAGAAGUAUCUGGGCUACGGCGAAUACAAGGUGAUCUUCUAUUCCUGCUGGGAGGCUCUCAACGGCGCGCCGAUCCCCGAGUCGGACCUGGAAGUGACCUUCCACACGGCGCCCGUCCCGCCCAGCGCGCCCGUCAACAUCACGCUCCGCACCGAGGCCAGCAGCUUCUACGUCACGUUCGAGGCUCCGCUCUACGUGGACGAGGCGUACCCGGUCACUGGCUACUACCUCGCUUUCCAGCCCCCAAUCCGUCCCGAGAUCUACGUGGACGCUUCGCACCACUCCUUCGGCCCGUUCCCCUACUUCGCGGGCCAGGUGACGCUUCUGCUUCGUGCGGAGAACGCUUACGGACUGAGCUCGCCCGACGUGGAGGUGCCGUACAGCUUCGACGACAUCCUCGUGGACACGACAGGCACGCUGCAGAUCCCUCUCCCGGCGCCCAUCAUCUCGCUGCGUCGCCAGGUUAAGAGCCAGACCAACACCGUCAAUGUGACCGUCGCGGUCGCGGCGCCUGUGGAGCUGCACGACUACGUCCGCUACCUGGAGGUCACCUGCGCUUCGCAGCGCGCUCCGGACUUCACCUCGGCGGAGCCCGUGGAGUUCUCGACGUCCGUGAUGGCCGGCGAGGACUACAGCAUUCUGUGCUACUUCACGCUGGGCGGACAGGUCGGCGAGAACGGCGUGUUCUCCAGCAACAGCGAGAUGCCCGACGCGCCGUACGCGGCGGUGGCCGUGCAGGCGGAAGAGGUCGAGGCGCAGGUGCUCCGCUUGGAGUGGCAGCAGCCCGUGAGCUACACGACGUCCCCGAUCGAGGGCUAUCGCGUUGAGUGCCGUCUUGCGAACGACGUGGACCCGAGCGUCUAUCCCAUCGCGUUCAACGUGACCGCGGAAGAAGCCCUCUUCUCCGUGGCCAACUUCAACGCGGGACCGGUGCUGUGCCGCGUGGCUGCCAUCGCGCAGGAGAGCAUGCAGCUGGGCGAGUGGGGCGAGGUGACCAUCCAGGAGCUGCACACCUUCCCCACGGCGAUGAGCAUGUCGGUGGAGGUGCAGGGCGUGGCGCUGCUGGUGCGGCUGUCGAGCUCCUACUGCGUGGGCGCGACGGCCACGGUGAGCCACGGCUCCACGACGGUGUCGCAGACCAUGCAGUGCACGGGCGACGCCAUCACGACCACGUUCUAUGGACUGGAGGCCAACACCUUCUACGAUGUGACCGUGAUGGUGCCUGCGAAGGCUCUGAAGUUCGCCGCGUCGGUGAGCACCACGACCGCGAUCGCUGCCUCGAUGGACAUCUCCGUGGAGAGCUCGCUGCUGUCCUCCUCCGUGGCGGUCCUGAAGGUGGUGACCGACAUCCCGGAAUCUGUCUACUGCCUCGCCCACACCACGUCGCUGAGUCCCGAGUCCAUCCAGGCGCAGGCUCAAGCCGGACUUUUCGAUGGUCGCUACGAGCCUGCAGGAGAGCCCGUGCUGGAGCACCUGAUCAUUCUGGCCGAUCUGCAGCCGAGCACGGCCUACCACGUCUCUUGCGUGGCUCGCUCCUCGCACACGGUGAAGCAGGCGAUCAAUCUGUUCACCACGCCUGCGACCGUGUCGCCUCUGCACGUCGUGGAGGUGGAGUCGGUCUACCCGCUCUCUCACAAGCCUACCUUCCGUCUCACCUUCGAUGACCACAUCAUGCUCGGCGAGGCCGCUGCGGCGUCCGCGAUGUGCGGCGGACUGACGCUCGACGCGCCGCUCUCCAUCGACGAGACCGCUCCCAAGCAGAACAUCGCGGUCGUGUCGUUCGCCGAUCUCCCCGCCUCUCCUUCCUGCGUCCUCUUCUUCUCGUCGCUCGCCGCUGUGCGUCGUGCCUCCUUCUAUCGCCAAGAGACGGGUCUGCUCAGCGAGACGCCGUUCCCCAACAACGCCGCUUCCUUCGCCUUCUCCGUGAGCACAGACUCCAUCCGUCCGGCGCUGCACACCCUGGCCAUCGUCAAGAUGUCGGAGAGCGCGAUGCUGUUCGCCACGACCAGCGAGGCGCUUCUGGACCACUCCUUCGAGUACGAGGUGUCCUGUCUGAAGGACGGCCAGCCCUCCGUGCACCGCACCUUCCACACCGCCGCCCAUCCGCUGGAGGUCCGCAGCGGCCGCGACGCGAAGGAGGGCUACAUGGACGUGCUGCUCUACGCGGGCUUGCUGCCUCACAUGCACACCUGCCAGCUGUUCUUCCCCGCCGACGCGGUCACGGAUCGCUUCGGCAACGCCGUGCAGUGCCAGCUCUCCGAGGAUCGCUGCGUCUACGAGUUCGUCGUGCAGGCCGCGCAGAGUGAACCGGUGCCGCUCGUUCUCCAGAGUCUCUUCCCUGCGGACGGCGCGCAGUUCGUCCCGAUCAACGCGGCGGUGAAGCUGGAGUUCAACCAGGACGCGAAGGCGAACAAGGCGGUUCGGUUCCGCUGCCCGGACUGCGCGCUGACCAUCGUGUCGCUCCCGGCGCUCUGCGAGCAGCAGACCUGCGUGAUCGAGAACCCGAAUCGAUGGGAGGCCGGCCGGACGUACUACAUGGAGUUGGACGCGACGACGUUCGAGGCGAAGUGGGAGAACUCCUUCUACCAGCCCACGGCGCGCUACCCGAGUUUCACCACGGCGGAAGCGCUGUGUAACAUGGAGUUCGUGACGGAGGGAUGGAACUCGAACUGCAACUGUAUCAACACGGGAUCGCACUGCCAGUGCAACUGUGGAAGCACCGCAAUCUUGAAGGCGUUCUAAGGAGGAGUGGAUGUGUGUAUUAGUUUU
This is a messenger RNA of Blastocystis hominis, 4875 nucleotides long. RefSeq lists its product as hypothetical. Bases 1 to 4848 code for a protein of 1615 amino acids. Lineage: Eukaryota; Bigyra; Opalinata; Blastocystidae. The transcript is spliced from 2 exons. Gene Ontology annotation, molecular function: G protein-coupled receptor activity; protein binding. Gene Ontology annotation, cellular component: membrane. The record is from RefSeq and is a predicted model, not a curated record.